AUGAAGCUCCCAUUGCAACUAUCAGCGCUAUUGGUGGCAGCUAUGUCUGCGGUGCCGUCCAUGGCGUUUCCCAACAUCGGCGCCCUGAUGCAACGUGGCCCUAACGGAGAAGCCUCGCACUUUGAGAAGCGUCUCCUCUCGGCUGAUGCAACGCAGCUCGGCACGCUCUUCAGCGAUCUUAAGAGCAAGGCGUCAGAGCUCAACGACGAAUCAUACGUCGCCGGGGCGGGCGCCUACCUAGACGUGCAAGUCACCGACAUCACACCGGACAACAUUUAUGAAGCGUUUGGUGUUCGUCGCGAUGGAGGUCUUCUCCCACCAGCUGAAGAUGAGGAUCACCCUUGGCAACCACCUCCUCCUGGCGCUAAGCGAGGGCCUUGUCCUGGUCUCAACACAAUCGCCAACCAUGGCUACCUUCCUCGCGAUGGUAUCGUCAAUCCUAUCGAGCUUCUAGUGGGCACUUUCCAAGGUCUCAACCUGAGUCCCGAUCUUGCAGCGAUCCUGGUAGGUAUCAGCUUUGUCGGUCUGGGCGACCUUCUGCAGAUGAAGCUUUCCAUUGGCGAUCGCUACGGACUUGGUAGCGGACUCAGCCAUCACGGGAUCUUGGAGGGAGAUGGUUCGGUCACACGCCAGGACCACUAUUGGGGUAACAGCUGGGAUGCAGACCCGGAUCUGGUAGAUAUGUUUAUCAACGAGACCAACACCUACGGCAAUGGUAAUGUCAACAUCUGGUCACUUGCCCACUCGCGCUAUCGUGCUUGGAACCACGGUCGAAAGAAGAAUCCGGAAUUCGAUUUCAAUCCUUGGCGCAUGCUUGUUGCCUAUGCCGAAAGUGGCUUCGUACACGAAGCGCUUCGUGGAUCCUAUCUCAAAUUUGACGAGUCGAUGAUUAGAAGCUGGUUCUUGCAAGAGAGGUUCCCCAAAGGUUGGAGUAAGCGUCUCGUGCCCAUCUCGACGCCAGAGGUUUUGGCCUGGGCGGCUAUUAUUCUGGCUGCCAAACCGACGCUUCCAGGAUGGAGCAUUGGUCGGGGCAUGUUCAUUCCUCUGCCGACGUCGGAUGGCGCCUAUAAGGAGCUCGCCUCGUUCAUCGAUCCAAAAAGUACAGGUGCAACGCUCAGUAAUCUGCUCUGCGACGCUGGAAACGCUGUAGUGGGCUUCUUCCCAACUCAGAUCACCAACUUGCUCGGUAACUUUGGCAUACAGGGUGUCGGUGAAGGCUUCAAGUGCCACUGA
Ustilago hordei is the source of this 1233-nucleotide messenger RNA. RefSeq lists its product as uncharacterized. The record is from RefSeq and is a predicted model, not a curated record. Bases 1 to 1233 code for a protein of 410 amino acids. Gene Ontology annotation, molecular function: peroxidase activity. NCBI's taxonomy places the organism in Eukaryota, Fungi, Basidiomycota, Ustilaginomycetes, Ustilaginales, Ustilaginaceae. The transcript has a single exon.